AUUCAUAUGAUAAUAAAUCAUUUCCGCACGAAUAAGAGUCCUAUUGCAGCGCUUGUACGGCUCCACCACCGAGUGUUUUCGGUGACCGCGACCAGAGAGCAAGCGAAAAUGUUAGAUGCGACGAGAUGGGAUAAGUUGCCCGAGGGCGACUGGUUGCGACAAGACCCGAAGAAAAUGAAGAAAACGGUGGAGUGCCGGAGUAUAGCAGCCUUACAGGACUUAUCCGAACUGUUUUGGGAUGGCAGUAUCACGAGCUCUACUGCUAGGAAAGAGCUGAUGAAACGAGUGAAGUCGUGGGAAACAGCGAUCGAUAAGAGAGCGAGUCAACCCAGUGCGGCAUGGAGGAUGCUGGUUUCAGUGAGGAAGGCGUAUUACUUGGCGACCAGCAACCUAGAAGCAGCCGAUGCAGUGGUGAAAGCUCUAGCAGAGUGUAGGGGAAGGAGUGAUAUCAGCAAUAUGCUCCAAUCGUCGUCUUCCCAGAAGUCUGCUGAUGGGUCUAUGAACACCUUUGAAGACUCUAUGGACGACCUUAGCUCGAUACCGAUGCAGAGACGAACGUUCAGCGAGCAGCCUAUAGUGGUUCUGAGUGCCAACGAAGUGGUUUCUUCCGAUGAGGUCAUCCACGAAGACCAGAUAGCCUUCAGGGCACCCCGAGCCAGUGCGGCGCGGGAUAAACGCAUUCCUGAUGUGCGAGUUGAGAUCCUCAGCGGCUCUGUUGUUGGUGAAGAUUCUAAUAGUAUUCGAAGUCGACAAGACCGGAUGGUCUUCGCAACGAACCUCCCAUUUGGGGUCACUCGAGAGGAUUUAGCGCACGCCCUGGGCAAUAUUGGCCGCAUUGUUGACGUGGAGAUAUUCAACGGCAGGGCCUCGAGCGCGGAUUCGAUUUCUGAUAGUUCGCAAAGUUUUGCGGCUCACGAAUCGCGUAUAACAGCAUUGAUCGAAUUUGAAACGGAAAAGUCGGCGAGGAUGUGCCGGUCGAACGUGGCUCGGCUCUUUGGUAUUGUUUGUACCAGUGCUGAUGAUGUUUCUAACAGAGUCAUGCGCCUCGAGCCUGCGAUAUUCAAACGAACCCUUAUGGUCACAAGAGUUGCCUGGCAAUAUAUGCUCUCUGAAGUAUUAGAGAGUAUUGGGUCCAUCAUAACUGCUGACACCAACGCACGACUUGAGAUGAGGGUUCGCAAUGCGCCGAUAUUCGAGAUCCCCAACGCCGAUCUUUGCAAGGCGUCCAUACCCUUGAGGAGCCUGCGUGUCACUUCUGAGUCGGCAAGAACGGUAGAAGUCCGUCAGGACCCUCCAGUUAGCGUCGAUGAAGUUUUAAAGCUCAAGGUCUUGAGAGACGUUGAGGCCCUGGGGGGCUCGGGUGGAACUGAGGGUGAGACUACUGUUGAUGUUCUGAGUGAUACCAGAUGGUUCGUCCAAGAACAGCUCAACGAUGGUAUCAUUUGCUUGAGAUUUCCGACCUUUGCAGACACGUAUGCAGCCAUGAAGAAAUUGACCUCACCGGGUGUGGUCCUGCUAGGAGAUAAAGUCCCUCAAGUUGAAUUCUGUGCGAAGUCCUUAAGGUUCAGCGAGCAGCCUAUAGUGGUUCUGAGUGCCAACGAAGUGGUUUCCUCCGAUGAGGUCAUCCACGAAGACCAGAUAGCCUUCAGGGCACCCCGAGCCAGUGCGGCGCGGGAUAAACGGAUUCCUGAUAUCGGCCGCAUUGUUGACGUGGAGAUAUUCAACGGCAGGGCUUCGAGCGCGGAUUCGAUUUCUGAUAGUUCGCAAAGUUUUGCGGCUCACGAGUCGCGUAUAACAGCAUUGAUCGAAUUUGAAACGGAAAAGUCGGCGAGGAUGUGCCGGUCGAAUGUGGCUCGGCUCUUUGGUAUUGUUUGUACGAGUGCUGAUGAUGUUUCUAACAGAGCCAUGCGCCUCGAGCCUGCAAUAUUCAAACGAACCCUUAUGAUCACAAGAGUUGCCUGGCAAUAUAUGCUCUCUGAAGUAUUAGAGAGUAUUGGAUCCAUUAUAACUGCUGACACCAACGCACGACUUGAGAUGAGGGUUCGCAACGCGCCGAUAUUCGAGAUCCCCAACGCCGACCUUUCCAAGGCCUCCAUACCCUUGAGGAGCCUGCGUGUCACUUCUGAGUCGGCGAGAACGGUAGAAGUCAGUCAGGACCCUCCAGUGAGCGUCGAUGAAGUUUUAAAGCUCAAGGCAUUGAGAGACGCUGAGGCCCUGGGGGGCUCGGGUGGACAUGAGGGUGAGACUACUGUUGAUGUUCUGAGUGAUACUAGGUGGUUCGUACAAGAACAGCUCAACGAUGGUAUCAUUUGCUUGAGAUUUCCGACCUUUGCUGACACGUAUGCAGCCAUGAAGAAAUUGACCUCACCGGGUGUGGUCCUGCUGGGAGAUAAAGUCCCUCAAGUUGAAUUCUGUGCGAAGUCCUUAAGGUUCAGCGAGCAGCCUAUAGUGGUUCUGAGUGCCAACGAAGUGGUAUCUUCCGAUGAGGUCAUCCACGAAGACCAGAUAGCCCUCAGGGCGCCCCGAGCCAGUGCGGCACGGGAUAAACGGAUUCCUGAUAUUGGCCGGAUUGUUGACGUGGAGAUAUUCAACGGCAGGGCCUCGAGCGCGGAUUCGAUUUCUGAUAGUUCGCAAAGUUUUGCGGCUCACGAGUCGCGUAUAACAGCAUUGAUCGAAUUUGAGACGGAAAAGUCGGCGAGGAUGUGCCGGUCGAACGUGGCUCGGCUCUUCGGUAUUGUUUGUACGAGUGCUGAUGAUGUUUCUAACAGAGUCAUGCGCCUCGAGCCUGCGAUAUUCAAACGAACACUUAUGAUCACAAGAGUUGCCUGGCAAUAUAUGCUCUCUGAAGUAUUAGAGAGUAUCGGGUCCAUCAUAACUGCUGACACCAACGCACGACUUGAGAUGAGGGUUCGCAAUGCGCCGAUAUUCGAGAUCCCCAACGCCGACCUUUCCAAGACGUCCAUUCCCCUGAAGAGCCUGCGUGUCACUUCUGAGUCGGCGAGAACUGUAGAAGUCAGUCAGGACCCUCCAGUGAGCGUUGAUGAAGUUUUAAAGCUCAAGGUCUUGAGAGACGCUGAGGCCCUGGGGGGCUCGGGUGCAACUGAGGGUGAGACUACUGUUGAUGUUCUGAGUGAUACCAGAUGGUUCGUACAAGAACAGCUCAACGAUGGUAUCGUUUGCUUGAGUUUGCGUAUUUUGCUGUCAUUUUCUCCGAUUGUUAUUGCUUAG
This is a messenger RNA of Perkinsus marinus ATCC 50983, 3228 nucleotides long. RefSeq lists its product as hypothetical. The coding region runs from base 7 to 3228 and encodes 1073 amino acids. The transcript has 26 exons. Gene Ontology annotation, molecular function: RNA binding. Lineage: Eukaryota; Perkinsozoa; Perkinsida; Perkinsidae. The record is from RefSeq and is a predicted model, not a curated record.